Prorocentrum cordatum is the source of this 2264-nucleotide messenger RNA. The record is from the annotation of a GenBank genome assembly. Lineage: Eukaryota; Dinophyceae; Prorocentrales; Prorocentraceae.
AUCUCAAUUCUCUUAUUUUCGUGUUCUUUCUCAGUGGUGUUGAGACGGUACUCGCUGUAUAAACCAGUGGUUACUGUAUGGUCUCUCACUCCUUCUUGCUGUCUUGUACAGCUUCUUUGAUCAUCUUUGUCGUUUUGUUUUCUAGUGUAUUGGCAGUCUUGUGCAUAUCUGUACAGCUUUGCUGUUUGAUGCACCUCUGCUUUAAUCUUUGCAGCUUCGUUGUCUUCCUGUACAGCUUCGCUGUUUAGGUUCUUUGUGUUUAGGCCUGCUCCCAUGGGAGCUCGAACCGGCCUUCGCAAAAGACGCAAAGACCAGGUUCCCUCAGUUUCCUGCCUCAUCUUCCCACAGUUUCCUGCCAUAUACCUAUCAUUUGUGGUCUUGUUUGUGCCAGAUGCCCCAUGUGCGGAGUCUCGCAUCCAGGUGUUUGCGUCGGGCUCGGGCUUGCCAACUUGGAUGGGUUCGACCGAAUUGUCCUCUUCCGUUGGUGCUCGAAGGCCUAAUCGCCCGUGACACGGUCUUGCAUGCAGAGUUGGAUGCUCAGGCUAAUAAGUUGUUGACAGCAUUACUCCAUCCCUCUGAUAGCUGCCCGAAAGUUGAUUCCGUUGCACUUCGCGGUUUUUCUUCUGCUAUUGAUGCUGGGGUCCAGGUUGACGAGGUCGAAUAUCCUUCUCAAAGCAUUCGAGUAUUUUCAAUUGAUGCUGGUGUCCAGGUUGACGAAGUGCACUGUCCCUUUCAGAGCAUUCGAGUGUCCUCAAUUGAUGCUGAGGUCCAAGUGCAUUCUCAAAGCAUUCGAGUGUCUUCAAUGGGUGCCGGCGUGCAAACUCAGUUCACUUGCGAGGACGCCUGUGUGCAAACUCAGUUCACUUCAAUGGAUGCUGGCGUGCAUACUCAGUUCACUUUGAAGGACGCCUGUGUGCAAAGUCAGCUCACUUUCCAGGACGCCGUCAAAACAUGGAUUGACAGGAGUACUGCCCAGAAGGGGUUCACCGGCCAGGUUGCGCUGCAGUAUUUAAUCCAGGGGCUUGAAUUAUUCGUAGACCUCAUGACAGAGCCAAUGACCAUCCCAAAACAUCAUGUAUCAUUUUGUUUCCAUACUUUGUUCAACCUCACGGAUCAUGUUCAGUCGUUUCUGGGAGAACUUUUGGAUUGUCUCAAAUCUCACCGUUUCGUGACGGGGAAAAUGGACCGUGCCGAGGAGGCCAGGUUUAAAGCUCCAGGGUACAUUGUCGAUUGUUUCAGUUUUGUUCCAGACGGACUCUUCGAGAGUGCCAGUCGCGCAGACCCGCGGAGACUGGCAGCAGACACCCGGAGACUACAGCAAAUGUGGGAGCCCCAAGAGCUCAGAAUUACGUCGCCACGUGGACGCAUCGCCUCUCCGUCGGGGUCGUCGUCUGUCCGUGUCGCUUCGGAUGUGAUAGCCAAGACUGGACAUCAAAAGUUGGUUCCCGAAUCUUCCCAAAGCAUUCGAGUUUCUCCCGAUAACGGUGGGAGCUCUAGAGGUAGCCGCAAAGGCAGAGGCAAAGGCAAACGAUAGGGCAGCUUUGAACAUGAUUGUCUGCAUACAUUACCUCUCUGUGUAUUGUACGCUGUAUUGUAUUGGAUUGUUGAUUGUGAUUGCCUCGCGUGGUCUUUUGAUUGUUGAUUGUGAUUGCCUCGUGUGGUCAUUCUGUGCAUUGUUUGAGCUCUAAUAAUUCAGUGUGUGCAUGUUAAGUUCUUGGCCAGGUCUCCAGGCUCUCUUGUCGUAGUUUUAGUUUCGCCUCUUCAGUGUUCUCACUGUUGUAGGGUUGUACGAGCCUUCAGCGGCGGAGCGCAUCUGCGAUGUUCUCCCACAGGUUGUGCGAACGUCUUUGGUCAUGCAUGUUUCUGUUUCUCUAUAAGAGCGGACUGCUUGCUUGACAAUUUUGAGGCUUCGCUUCGCCUGAGACUUCGUUGGACCUGGCCUCAGUGGCCAAGAUGGUCCCAGCAAAGACGCAAAAGACCAGGUUGACGGUUGACGGUUUACCGCUGGCUCCCAGUCUUGUUGCAGCGCAGAGAUCCGCUGAUGGGACCCUGUCGGCGUCUGGUGCUGUGCCCUGCCUGUUUGAGGUGAGGAUCUCCACAGUGAAGACGCCGCCCGCCCCUCAGCCCGACCCCGCCCCAUCGAGCAGAAAUGUCUUGGAACGGAUAACACCGUACCCUGGUACGUCGCGUCGAGCCUUGUGUCAUUCACAAGACAUUGCUAUGUGCAAGUACGUUGUGCGAAGAACAUUGUGCGGACCGAAGUC